Caenorhabditis briggsae is the source of this 780-nucleotide messenger RNA. Bases 1 to 780 code for a protein of 259 amino acids. Lineage: Eukaryota; Metazoa; Nematoda; Chromadorea; Rhabditida; Rhabditidae. The transcript is spliced from 5 exons. The record is from RefSeq and is a predicted model, not a curated record.
AUGUCAGGAAAUUCGGAUUCUGAUUCCAAAAUUCUGGAAAACUCUGAAAAUGUCAAAAGCCUUCCACUCUACUUGCCACCACAAGAAACUUUUGCCGAAAAACCUGAAUCCAAAGAUUCCGGAGAUUGUGAUUCUGGAAGUUCAGAAUCUUCUGUUUCUGAAUUUUCCGUUCUCGACCAAUCCGACGUCUUCAUUGAAUCCAUCGAUUCUGAGUAUUCGGAGGAACCAGAAGAGGAAGAAGAGCCAAAAUUCCAACGUCAGCAAACUGCGUCAAUCGACGCGGAAAAUAUAGGUCUUGUAAUAGGAAACAAAGAGCAAGCACAAAAAUGGUACAUUGAAUCCCAGGAGCACCAUAAAACAAUCUCAUGGCAACGAAUCGUCCUUGAUCAAAUGACAAACAGAAGUGACACAGGAUAUCUACGAUAUCUAGAAGCAAAGAGAGCUGAAAAACAGGAAAAUCAGCAAACUGCGUCAAUCGACGCGGAAAAGAUAGGUCUUGUAAUAGGAAACAAAGAGCAAGCACAAAAAUGGUACAUUGAAUCCCAGGAGCACCAUAAAACGGUUAUGGUGGAAGAAUUGUUGAGAAUGUCAAUUACGGCAAAUGUUCAAAAAGUAAAGGAGGCGGAGUUUCAGAAGCUUCGAGAAGAUUUGGAAAAGGCCCGGUCGGAUCUGUUUGAGAUGGAUUUGGACCGGAAGGAGAAGACCAUGGAGCUGGAAGCGGCCAAGAAGACAAUUGAAGGCGUCAAAUCGGACAUGAAGAAGGUUUUGGAGAAACUUUGA